Messenger RNA from Talaromyces amestolkiae, 885 nucleotides. RefSeq lists its product as uncharacterized. The transcript is spliced from 3 exons. The record is from RefSeq and is a predicted model, not a curated record. NCBI's taxonomy places the organism in Eukaryota, Fungi, Ascomycota, Eurotiomycetes, Eurotiales, Trichocomaceae. The coding region runs from base 1 to 885 and encodes 294 amino acids.
AUGGCAUCUCCGGCACAGUGCUUCUACUGCUUCGAAAGUCUGGCUGCUUCAUACAAGGACGAGGAACCUCCUAGCCUUGCUGCUACAGAGCGCUUGUACUGGAAUUAUCUACAGUCCGAGCAGCUUGCUGCUGUGGAGGAGAAGGCACUCGCCAUGGAAGAAGACGAUGACGAAGAACCAGACAACAAUACAAACCGUCCAAAAGACAUCAAAUUACCCUCCAUAUCUCGCCUACAACAAGAUAUGUCAUCCGAUUCGUCGAGUACGACUCCUUCAUCGGCUACUUCAUCUCGAUCGAUGCUGUCAGCCUCUACAAAUGUGACUACGCCAGAUGAGGAUUUAAGCUCUCAACCGCCUUUUUCUGCAGACGAAGAAUAUCCAUUAUUUGUGACGUGGAAUUUGAUUUCAAGGCAUGGCCACAGUUCGCUUCGUGGUUGUAUCGGCACAUUUGAGGCACAGAAGCUUUCUCAUGCGUUGCAGGAGUAUGCCCUGAUCUCCAAUUUUGAACCGUGUGCAGAUCCCAUGGACUGGGAACUAGGUACACACGGUUUACGCAUCUCAUUUAUCCAUCGAAAUCGACGGUAUGGCGCCACGUAUCUCCCAGACGUCGCAGUCGAACAAGGAUGGACAAAGGAGGAAACAAUAGAGAGCUUGAUGCGUAAAGCCGGGUGGAGCGGUAGUAAUAGCGGUGGUAGCGGUGUGGCUAGAAGGAUCCUGCGCGGAAGCAAUACUGUUGGCACCAACAGCAAGCCUUGGGAGGAAGUCUCUGACUUUAAGACGACGCGCUAUCAGGGAUUGGGUGCAUCUGCCGACUACAGUGACUGGCAAAAAUGGAGGAAGUGGGUUGAAGCUGAUAAGGCGCGACUGGACUUGCUGUUGGCGUGA